Molecule: messenger RNA, 585 nt
Organism: Anolis sagrei ordinatus
Lineage: Eukaryota; Metazoa; Chordata; Lepidosauria; Squamata; Anolidae
Product: secretoglobin family 1D member 2-like
Biological process (GO): signal transduction
Cellular component (GO): cytoplasm
Source: RefSeq, a predicted model, not a curated record
UGGGUGGAACAUCACAAGCACCCUCCUAUAUAUAUAGCAAACCUUAGUCAGUGAAAUCUGAAAAGCAGGUCCACUACAGAUCAUCUCCACCAUGAAGCUGACAGUUGUCUUUCUGCUCAUCACCCUAAUGGUGUGCUGCUAUUCAGAUACUGCUGUAGAGGAUUGUCAUCUCAGUGACAUCUUCACCAAGUUCCUUGAUGGCCCAUCGGAGGACUACUUGAAAGUGAUUGCUCCUUUUUCAACCAGCGCUGAUAUGACUGAAGCAGCUUCACGGAUGAAACAAUGUGCCCUUGAAGCUCUAGAGCAAGAGCUGCUGGCAAGAAAGGAAGUGCUGAAAAAUAUCCUGGCAAAGUGUGCAGAGAUACCAAAACUUCCUCUGGUCUGAAUUUUUGAAGACUACGAUGUGCAUUGAAGUAGCAACUGGAUGUGAUUCCUUCUUACUAAUCUUCAUGAUCCUGAAAUAUAGAAGGGCCCUUUCUCUCCUUUAAAAAAAAAAACAAUAAUAUUUUUCAUCGCAAUCUGGAACUUCCAAAUGCUUUCUCCAUUUCACUUACUGUUUACUUAAUAAACAAAAAGAGCAUGUAA